AUGGCUCCUGUACACCGCUCUCGGAGCCGCAGUCCGGGCUCUCCCCGGAGAAGACGACAUGACAGCGGCUCUCCGGCCAAGAAGACGGGGAGGUCUCGGUCCCGAGACAAAGGAAUCAGCAACGGGCACCGGCGGAGCCGCUCCAGGGACAGAGCUGUGUUCAGCAGGCCGUACAGCAGUAAACAGUGGGGCGAUUACUAUGACAAGGGGAAGGAGGAGAUCCUCCGACAGAGGCAAGAGGCCUUCAUAGCCAGGCGUUUAAAUGAAAGGGAAAGGAUUGGGGAGUUGGGAGCUCCAGAAGUUUGGGGCUUUUCACCCAAAGUUCCAGAACCUGACUCAGAUGAACACACGCCUGUAGAAGAUGAAGAAAAAUCUAAAAAAACCAAUAGUUCUGAUUCUUCUGCUUCAGAAGAAGAAAAGAAGAAAAAAAAGAAAAAGAAAAAAAAGAAAAAGUCAGCAAAAAAGAAAAGUAAAAAGAACUCUGACGAAAGUGAGAGUGACUCCGAGUCUGAAAGCAGCGAUGAGAGGAAAAAAAAGAAAUCCAAGAAAAAGAAGAAAAAACAUCGAAAGAAGAAAUCAAAGAAAGAGAGAAGCAAAAAAAGUAGGAAAGAAUCAAGUGACUCCAGCAGUGAAGAUUCUGAUGAUGAACAGAUGCAGGAAGAUAGCUGGGUAGAGCGAAGAUUGCCUUAGUGUCUGGGAUUGACAGCAGCAGGAGCCGAUGGCUCCCACUCCUGCCUCAGCCAAUCAGGAGUAAGAGUCCACUGAGAACUAAGGCUCUCAUGGAUAUUGCUGGAUCAAGACGGGGGCUGCUACGCACAUAAUGGUUUUUUUUUUUUUUUUUUCAUUGUGCAUACAAUGCAUGAAGGUAAAAAAACCUUGAGAUUAGGGAAAUAAUUUUGCCUCUCUUCUAUAUGCUAACAUGAUAAUGUGUUUGUUUAGACAUCGCCGUAUGGAAGCUGUCCGUCUGCGUAAGGAGAACCAGAUUUACAGUGCAGAUGAGAAGAGGGCGCUGGCUUCAUUCAACCAAGAAGAGAGGCGGAAGAGGGAAAACAAAAUCCUGUCCAGCUUCAGAGAGAUGGUGUACAGAAAAACUAAAGUGAAAGAGGACAAAUGA
This is a messenger RNA of Staurois parvus, 1114 nucleotides long. The record is from the annotation of a GenBank genome assembly. Lineage: Eukaryota; Metazoa; Chordata; Amphibia; Anura; Ranidae.